Molecule: messenger RNA, 1764 nt
Organism: Malassezia globosa CBS 7966
Lineage: Eukaryota; Fungi; Basidiomycota; Malasseziomycetes; Malasseziales; Malasseziaceae
Exons: 1
Coding region: 1-1764 (587 amino acids)
Molecular function (GO): lipase activity
Source: RefSeq, a predicted model, not a curated record
AUGAGCCACGGAAUGCGACACUCACGGGGCACCGUGGGUGCUUCCAGCUCACGGGGUCUUGAGAGCUGCAAGGGCGCAAAAGACUCACAGGACAUCCAGAACGAUGGGAACUCACAGGAGUCUCCAUCGGCUUCAACACCAUUGCUUUCACGCAGCCAAAGAGGGCGGCAUCACCGGACUUUUAGUGGUCUCCGUUUAGACACGUCACUGAUUGUACGGACGAAUAAUGGGUCGUCAACGUCUAUGCGGGUAAAAUUACCUCUAUUGGGCGGCUUCUACUUCUCGGACAUUGUUGUGAUUGUGUGGUCUUUGGCUUGCAACAUGAUCAAGUCAUGUACUCUUGCUGAGCUUCUGGAUUUGUUCUACUUUGUGGCUAUGUAUCAUGUAACAUCACUAGCAUCAGACAUGCGUCUACGAGUGCGAGAGUAUGGGUUGAGUGUGUUUCAAGCGUAUAUGCUAUCUGUCAUGCGCAUGAUCAUGCACACUGUUCCCUACAUUCCUUCACGUGUGCUUUUGUCGCAAGAGACAAUUGCACCUUUCUUACGCUGGCGCACAGGCAGUGCGGCCUCCCGAAUGAUUCGUGCGUAUGGCGAUGUCAAGAGUCAAGGCUUUCAGGCUUAUUGGAUCCAUGGGGAUAGUCGAUCGCCACCACCUACACCGAUGCGUGAGCGGAUUGUUGUACUAUUUGUACAUGGUGGUGGCUUUGCACUUGGCUCCGUUGCGCUUUAUGCAGAACCGCUUUUACGGAUCAUGUCGCACACUGCGACUUUUAACAAACAAGCCACUGUGCAAUGUGUUGCGCUCGAGUAUGGUCUUGUGCCGAAUACUCGCUUUCCAUCCCCGCUUAUCGAGGCGCUGCGGUGCUAUGCGCAUCUGAUUGAGCACGAGCGCAUUCCAUCGUCCAACAUUGUCUUGGCCGGCGAUAGCGCUGGCGGGAACCUUGUAAUGAGCAUGUUGUUAUGCCUCGAUGGUCAGGGCAUGUCACGAGUUGGCGGUCGGAAUUGGUCAGCAUUGCCACUACCGGCGAGAGCUGUACUCAUAAGUCCAUGGGUGGACCUGCGGCCUUCGUGUACGCAGACGAUGAAGUCGACGUCUGUGCUUGAUAUUUUGUCGCCUGCAUGCCUCACACAAUUUGCACAGAUGUACACACGGAUCCUACCGCGUCCAAGGCGCGUGGCUGGCCCAGGUAGCAAAUGUUUGCAGCGGCUGUCGCGUUCACCUAGUUUCAUGGCAGCGUGGAUCCGCACAUGGCUUGCACAGCCACCGAUACUUGGUACUCGCGCUGUCAAUGCAGUAGACGCGCGGAAUGAUCCUGUGUCUGAUUCCCAUCAGCUGUAUGACACAAGAAACACCAAUCACGCAAUCUCUCACAUGGCCGUGUCGCCAACUAUGGGUCAAUGGCAGCAAAUUUCGCUGCGGUGUGGAUUGUUUGUCUUAUGGGGAGCGAAUGAAAUCAUGGCAGAAGAUAUCGCCGCUUGGACACGUCGGCUUCCGCGUGUUGACAGCUAUGUUGAGAAGGGCGGCUCAGGUGUGCAUGUAUGGCCAUUCAUCAACGCACUGCUUGGCCCUACGAUUGUGGAGCGUGAAAAGGGGCUGAGUCAGAUUGCCCGCGCGAUACUGAAUAUUCCAUUGACACCGUCAGCGACGGAGCCGGUUUCGCCUCCUUCCUCUAUGCCAUCGGAUUCUGACGAGUCUGAUAAUGACCAAGCACAACGAGCAUGGGAGGCUGAAUUGAAGCGGAUGUUUGAACAACCUGUGCGUUGA